CAUACGGUAAAUGACAAUCGUAUACUGCGUGGGUAUAAAUUUUUGAUGGCAAUUUUACAAACAUUACGGGAAGUUAUACAUAAAUAAAGUGGAGUUUAUUUUGCACGAAAAGUAGUGAGUGAAGUAUUACGGUUUAUUUUGCAUUUUAAUUUGAAAUUUGUUCUCUUUUGUGCCUUGACGCUUAGUAACCAGAAAACGCUAAAUUGUUAUACAUAAUUUUGGUAUUUAAUACCUUUUUCUACAAGUUGGAGGAGUUGGUUUGUUGUUGGUUUUUUUCCGUGAUUCAUAAUGAACUUCGUAGCUGAAAAAGUGCGAUAAAAUUGUUUAGUUCGAAAUAAAAUACUUGUGGGUGGUAGCUCAUUAUCAUUUUCACAAUGGCAGUUGUGGUGAUGAAGCCUGUAACUGAGAGCAUUGCCGAGACAAUGCUUACGGACAUGGAGAGGUUACCAAGUUUACAACUUGGUAAUUUCACAUUGGAAUUCGAAUUAGGGGACCUUUCACCGGAAAUGCAAGAGGUGGCUCGUAAGGAACUUAGGGAAAAUCCCGAUCUCAAAAGGGAAGCCGUAGAAGAAUUGAGAGAACUAUUAAAAGAGGACAAGGAAUUAAAAGUUCCUUACGAUAACGAUGCGUGGCUUGUAAGAUUCCUUCGUCCUUGUAAAUUCUACCCUAAAAGUGCAUACGACUUGAUAAAAAGAUAUUACGCUUUCAAAGUUAAGCAUUCCGAUGUCUACAACGAUUUGUUGCCAAGCAGGGAAACGAACAUUUUUGAACAAAAUAUUCUCACAGUUCAGCCCAACAGGGAUCAAUUCGGCAGGAGGAUAUUAGUAAUAGAAUUAGGAAAAAAAUGGAAUCAUAAAAAAUGUACUUUGGACGAGGUGUUUAAGGGCUGUGUAUUAUUUUUGGAAGCUGCCAUGUUGGAACCUGCAACACAGGUGGCUGGGGCUGUGGUUAUUUUUGAUAUGGAUGGACUCACCCUUCAACAAACGUGGCAGUUUACACCACCUUUUGCCAAGAGAAUAGUAGACUGGCUCCAAGACAGUGUACCCCUUCGAAUAAAGAAUAUUCACAUCGUCAACCAGCCCUAUGUGUUUAACAUGGUAUUUGCCCUAUUUAAACCAUUUUUACGAGAAAAGCUAAAGAGUCGUAUUAUAUUCCAUGGCACUGACCGUAAAUCAUUGCACAAGCAUAUGGCACCGAAAUGCUUACCAGAAUGCUAUGGUGGGACCUUGGAAAUUCCACGAAUUGAUGGAAAACAAUGGUUGGAGCUUUUAUUGUUGUGUGACCAAGAAUUUAAAGCAAUCAAUUCGUACGGUUACAAGAAGAAUUAGCUAUGAACAAAGCGCACGAAGAAAUGAAUAAGUUAAUGGUGCUCAAGCAACGUUAUGCACAAUUUAUCUUUAUAAACAAAAAAAA
Molecule: messenger RNA, 1413 nt
Organism: Agrilus planipennis (emerald ash borer)
Lineage: Eukaryota; Metazoa; Arthropoda; Insecta; Coleoptera; Buprestidae
Product: alpha-tocopherol transfer protein-like
Exons: 8
Coding region: 375-1328 (317 amino acids)
Cellular component (GO): membrane
Molecular function (GO): phosphatidylinositol bisphosphate binding
Source: RefSeq, a predicted model, not a curated record